Molecule: messenger RNA, 2767 nt
Organism: Seriola dumerili (greater amberjack)
Lineage: Eukaryota; Metazoa; Chordata; Actinopteri; Carangiformes; Carangidae
Gene: il17d
Product: interleukin 17D
Exons: 2
Coding region: 628-1263 (211 amino acids)
Biological process (GO): inflammatory response
Cellular component (GO): extracellular region
Molecular function (GO): cytokine activity
Source: RefSeq, a predicted model, not a curated record
AGCGCAUGCAGCCAACAAGUCUGGACUUCCCUCUCCAGUCAGGAGCUGCUCCCAUGAAGGAAAGGCUCUGUCAUUACCGGGGCUAGAGGUUUAGGACGGGGCUUUAUCUAGCACAUCAGUGUGACUCAGAGUUGUUCUGGAUGCUGGAUCACACUGUUCUUGCGCGCGCAAACGCCUCCAUCGGAUUUUACGCACACAUCGCUGGAGAGAAGCAACAGGAAAACGCUCUUGGUGGCAUUGUCUCCUCUUAAACAGAGAGCAGCAGGUGUAAAACUCCCAACGCGGUAAUAAUUCCUGAUUCUAAGGCAUCUAUUACUCCUGGCGACACCGUGGACGUGUGGUGCCAAAAUGUUUCCCUGGCGGCGCGCCUGCUCCUCGGUUUCCACGCCAGGACUGUGGACCGUUUUCCUGCCGCUGGAUUUACAGCUUUACAGCUUCCAACAUUUCACUGGACUAUAACAGAGGAAACUAACCUGUUCACGCUAAAAAUCCGCCUCAUUAACAAAGGUCACUUGUGUUUUGAUAACCUACUUGUCAUUUAUUAAGACAGGCGAGGACAGCGCGCAGGGAAACCGUUUUCAGUAGAUACGCAUUUCCGCGCAACACCGCACCGAGAAGCGCACAGAGAUGCCGCGUCGGUUCCGCGUCCUCUUCCUGCUGCUGCUGCACCUGGCUGUGUUUCUGCUGGGCUGGCCGGCCGGGGCGAGCCGGAUACGAAAGAAGGCCACCAGGACCCGGUCUUGCCUGGACCUGCCGGAGGAGAUCUUGGAGCAGAUGUUCGGCCGGCUCUCGGUCGGAGUGAUGAGCGCUUUCCAUCACGCCCUGGAGCUGGAGCCGCAGGACAAACUGAACCUGACCUGCCCAACCACUGCACGGGCCCCGACCGACAGCAAGACCCGCCUCCCGGUCAACCUGCUCAGCAUCUCCCCCUGGGCCUACAGGAUCUCGUACCAGCCGACCAGGUAUCCCCGCUACAUCCCGGAGGCUUACUGCCUGUGUAAAGGCUGCCUGGUCGGGCCGUACGGUGAGGAGAGUGACCGGUACCGCAGCACGCCGGUCUACGCUCCCUCUGUGAUCCUGAAGAGAACGGGCUCCUGCAUCGGCGGCCGCCACUCCUACACGGAGAUCUACGUCUCCGUGGCCGUGGGAUGCACCUGUGUGCCGCUGCUGGAGAAAGAGCGCGACGGCCGCAACAGCAACCAGAGCCUGGAGAGAGCAGAGCCCAAAGCCGGACGGCUCAGGUCUGCACGCAAGAAAGUGUGAAGGAAGCAGAGCUGUUGGACUCCAGAUGAGUUUUUCUACACCGGGUCCAGUUUGUUGGUUUAUUUUUCUUCCACUGGCACAAAAAAAUGUAAAAUAAUGUAGAUGUAAUGAUAAUACCUGCAAGGCAGAAACACCUGUAACAGUCCCUGAACCGGAGCACACUGAAUAUUUUGGAUAAGAGAAGAUUUGAUUUACAUCCUGUUUACUGUUGGUCCUUGAUAAACUCCUGAAAUGUUUUUACAUCUGGAAAGAAACGGAGACAUUAUUUAAUCCACAUUCAUUCCUGCCUUGAUUUGACCUGGCUUCGGACUGAAACUUGGAAGAGACCUGGACUUGACAAAGAUGUCCAGAUACAUUAAGUACAGCAAACUCAAUCUGCACCUGUUGUAUUGGCUGGACUGGAGAGAAUAGGCCUAAAAGGCCUCUGAAGUACAAUGUGAGAGUUGAAGAGUUGGUUCAGCCAAAGUACAGAAAAUAUAUUCACAUCUGGUACGGAGUCAUGCAGAUCAUUUUGUGUUGAUUUGUGCAGGUUUGAAGAAAUUCACCUGUGACAUUUCUGCACCACAGACAAAAUGGCAUUUGGGUGGAGGCAGAAAUCUGAUCAAAACCUUUGCCCAUUCAAUCAGAACUAGCUGUAUGACUACUGUGACCAGAUACCGCUAGAAAUGAAUGAGAAUACUUUUAUUUGUAAAUUGGGUGGUCCAACAAUUAAAUUAAACACAAAUAUUGACAGAUGGAAUAAAAUUCCUCAUUAUCGUCAAUGAUCUGAUCAAUGCUGCCACCUACUGAUGUUAAAAAGAACUGCACCUGGAGAAACCGGAAACACUGACACACUUAAAGAACAGCUUUCAUUCAGUCAUUAAAACAACAAAUAUUCAAGAUGAUUGUAACGGUCAUUUUUAAUUCAGUCAUUCUUAUGAACUGGGACUAAACGUGUCAUGCACAUAAACAUUUCGACAUGAAACUAAAAUAAUCUAAAUUAUAAAAGUAAGCAGUGGAUGUUACUCGGACACCUUCCCAUUUUAUUUUGAAUUAUAUGAUUAAAUGUCAACAUUGUACCAAAAACCAACAUGUCCACAACCUAAUUUCAUAUUUUAAAAACAAAAGCCAGUUGACUGUUGAUCUUAAAGAAGAUUUUGUUCCAUUAUAACAUAAUCACUUAUUUCAAUCUAAACAUUGACCUUUACUAAAUUAAUAUUAUUUUGUCUCUCAGUCUAUAUUCAAUUCAUUCCAAUUAAAACCGCUUUUGUCCCAUUUCUCAAGAAUCACUGAAUUAAUUUAGCAGCUGUUGGUGACAUUUCUGGACAUUGAGUUCCUCGGUUUGCAGAGAGGAAGUUUCUCUCAAAGCAACAGCACAACAAAGAAUUUAGCACUUGUUUGUUUCCCAGUUUCAUUUUUGCAUUUUCAGGAUUUUUGUUGAACAGCAGUAAAUCCCUCAGCCGGUGUCAUCAUCAUCACAUCAUUACACUGGUUAAGAAAAUAAACGUCUACGAUUAUCUUUUCA